Molecule: messenger RNA, 414 nt
Organism: Xenopus laevis (African clawed frog)
Lineage: Eukaryota; Metazoa; Chordata; Amphibia; Anura; Pipidae
Gene: sem1.S
Product: SEM1 26S proteasome subunit S homeolog
Biological process (GO): double-strand break repair via homologous recombination; proteasome assembly; mRNA export from nucleus
Cellular component (GO): proteasome regulatory particle, lid subcomplex; nucleus; proteasome complex
Source: RefSeq, marked validated
CGUUUCCGGUUGUUAAGGAGUUGGAUUUGUUGAUGAGAGCAAGUGAAUCAAUACAUUUGUGGGGUGUUUUUUCGGUCACUUUCUGAGAAUGUCGUCUGAUAAGAAGCCACCGGUUGAUUUGGGUCUUCUGGAAGAGGACGAUGAGUUCGAAGAGUUUCCCACCGAAGACUGGACGGGUUUCGAUGAAGAUGAAGAUACACAUGUCUGGGAAGAUAACUGGGAUGAUGACAAUGUAGAAGAUGAUUUUUCAAAUCAGUUAAGGGCUGAAUUAGAGAAACACGGAUACAAGAUGGAGACAUCAUAGCUUCCCCCCUGUGAAGAGCAAAUUAUCAUUUUGUUUAUUAAAAUAUUCUUUCAUAGUCUGUCUUAAGUAUAUUUGUGUUUCUUAUUUGGUUUUAAUAAAUAUUUUGCCCC